CCGGUGGCUCGACCGUAAAGUUUGGACAUUUUCAGAUAGGUUAACGACUUGCUCACUGAUUUCUAAACAAAUCGGCUGAAUGACGACGGUGCAGAUCUUCAGUUUUCCUCUAACAGCUCGUCAUGUUGUACAUUUUCAAGCGGCUAAGAAAAUUGUUACAGGUGCCUCAGCACCCACUUUCAAGGCCCUCUGGACUUCAAGCUGCAGGGAUAAGUGCACUUUUUUUGUGUAUUCUCACUUUCAUCGUUGUUUCCCAUGAUUCUCGAGAAUAUGAGCAGAACAAAGAGGUCCUGGGUUGGGAACCAUACAAGAACCGGACAGUAGCUGCACUCCUGGCGGCCAUCGAUUCAGAAGAGGGCGCAGAGGAGGUGUUAGAAGGUCCCGAGUGUAGUUCAUCCCUUCUUUUGGUUGUGGUCGUUCACUCCAGUCCCAAGAACGAGGAGAGGCGCAUGGCCGUGCGUCACACUUGGGGCUCCGCCAACGACCCCUCUGUAAAAGUGGUCUUCCUCCUUGGAAAACUCAGAAACGAAUCUACAGAAUUCCAGGAAAGAAUAUCAAAAGAACAAGAGUCCUUCGAUGAUAUAAUUCAAGAGAAUUUUAUCGACACUUACCACAACCUAACCAUCAAGUCUGUCCUAAUGCUGAGAUGGUUCGUUCAAAACUGCAGACAAGCAAAGUAUUUAUUCAAGACCGAUGACGAUAUGUUUGUUGAUUACCGGGUCUUGACGAAAUCCCUGAGGGAGCCCCUCCCAAAACGAAUCGAUCCGGGGAAUUUUCUUGGGGGCGUUUUGUCGCAGGAUGCAAGACCAAUUAAAAACAUAACAGAUAAAUGGUUCAUGCCAUCCUACCUUUAUGCUGAGAGUACAUAUCCUGACUAUGUAGCUGGAGCAGGCUACUUGAUGUCCAGCCAGGUGGCACAGAAACUUUACAAAGCUUCAUUUGAGGUUGAGAUGAUUCACAUGGAGGAUGUUUAUGUUACAGGUAUUUGUGCUCAGAGAGCUGGCAUUGAACCGAUCUCACUUUUUGGUUUCACAUACGCUGAAAUAAAAAAAUUCAACUGCAAAACACGUUUCUUCAUGAGUCAUAGAAUGACUCCUCAUGAAAUGAGCGACUCGUGGACAACACUCACCAAUUGCUCAUCGGCGACUUUUGUCCAAUCCAUUUUUCAAGAGGAAGAGUGCGGGAUGUGGGGAAAAUUUAAAAACUUGUUGAGGAGAUAUAUUUGAAUAUAUGUUGGUAUUAAUUCCUCUAUUGUGUAAGGUAAAAUGUUUGUCUGUUAUUUAAAGUAUAUAAAUAUUUUUUACUUUUUUA
Messenger RNA from Bemisia tabaci, 1311 nucleotides. RefSeq names its product beta-1,3-galactosyltransferase 1. The record is from RefSeq and is a predicted model, not a curated record. Gene Ontology annotation, biological process: protein O-linked glycosylation. Gene Ontology annotation, molecular function: hexosyltransferase activity. NCBI's taxonomy places the organism in Eukaryota, Metazoa, Arthropoda, Insecta, Hemiptera, Aleyrodidae. Gene Ontology annotation, cellular component: Golgi membrane.